Molecule: messenger RNA, 1620 nt
Organism: Spodoptera littoralis (African cotton leafworm)
Lineage: Eukaryota; Metazoa; Arthropoda; Insecta; Lepidoptera; Noctuidae
Source: the annotation of a GenBank genome assembly
AUGAAUCGUAAAUGUAUAUUAACGAUCUUUACUAUCAUAUUGAUCGUUAGUUCCGAAGGUAGAAAAACUUCUGGUCGAAGUCGUGGUUCUGGUUCGGGUCGUGGAACAAGCAGAAGAACAAAUUAUAACCCUCAACCUGCGCCAACUUCUUUUAGUCAAGCACAAGCACAAAAACCUACCUUGUUUGGAUGGCAGGAGCGACCCGGUCAAUCUUCGUGGCAAUCAAAAUCAUCCAGUGGACAAAGUCAUUCAUAUCCUUCUAGUGGUACUGGAAGUCACACAUAUUCCAGUGGCGGUAGUGGAAGUCAUACAUAUCCUAGUGGUGGCAGUGGAAGCCAUUCAUAUCCUAGUGGUACCGGAUUAUCUGGCGAUAACAAGCCAAAAGCUAGUGGUGGCAGUGGCAGUCAUUCAUAUCCCAGUGGCGGUAGUGGGAGCCAUUCAUAUCCCAGUGGUGGCAGCGGGAGCCAUUCAUAUCCUAGUGGUACUGGAUUAUCUGGCGACAACAAGCCAAAGCAACCAUCUUCUCCUAAUCAGCAAGCAGGACAUUCCUACCCAUCUUCACCUGGCUCAUCAGGAAGCGCUGGCGGUGGAUAUCCUCAGCAAACUGGAAGCAAGUAUCCACAGCAGGGAACUGGAACUGGGCAGACAGGGUACCCGCAGUCAGCACAUAACUAUCCACAACAACAACAUGGAGUCGGUGGUUCUGGUUCAGCAGUUGCACCACCACCAUACACACCAUAUCAAAACAACUACGGAAACCAAUAUCAUCCUCAAGGCCCACCGCCUCCUUAUUCAAAUUAUGGCGGAUCUAACUAUGGUGGCGCUGGUGGACACGGUUAUUACAAUCCUGGAUUUGGCCCCCAAGUACCAGGAUAUUUUGGAAACUAUGGAAAACCAAGUGGAGGAAUGAGUCGCGGUGGAAGCGCCCUGGCAGGAGUGGGUAUUGCCGGUGCUGGUAUUGGAACAGUAUUAACUGGCUUAGCUCUUUGGAAUUUGGCUCGUUCCACAGGACAUCAUCAUCACACUGUUGUAUAUGACAAUAGAGGACAACCUGUAGCUGUAGCACCGGUUAAUGAUACGUCAGCUGCUGCGGAUUCCAUUUUAGCCGAUUUAGUAAAUUGUAGUUUGGCAAUAAGCAAUGACGAUAAAACCGAAGUGCUGGCGAUACCGUGUUCUAUUGCUACUUCAUUCACUCCCGACGCUAACGUAAAGGAUUCCGACGUUAAUAAAGACCCUAAUGAUAAUACUAAGUGCACUAUUGCAGUUCUCACAAAGGACGGUAAAGAGUAUAUGACGACUAUACCGUGCUCGAUUCUUCUUAAUACAGCUGCAGAGAAUAAUGUAACAGAACCUCCCUUAGUAGUUGAUCAACCUAUCAACAAUAACAACUUUACUAGCGACGGAGACAUCCAAAACGGCACUGCCACGGAAAAUCUUCCAAAAGGAGAACCAACCGCUCUUAGGCUUUCAGGUGAAGAUGUAAAUGGAGAUGAUAAAAUAUUUGCACAACUAAAUUGCACCGUGCAACCGGAAGAAAUAAGGGAUCCAAUAAAUCCGUGUUUUUCUAUUAAUCAUAAUUUAACUGUCAUACCCCUGCCAACUACGGAGGCACCAAAAUGA